This is a messenger RNA of Ixodes scapularis (black-legged tick), 639 nucleotides long. RefSeq names its product putative mediator of RNA polymerase II transcription subunit 24. The record is from RefSeq and is a predicted model, not a curated record. The transcript has 4 exons. NCBI's taxonomy places the organism in Eukaryota, Metazoa, Arthropoda, Arachnida, Ixodida, Ixodidae. The coding region runs from base 1 to 639 and encodes 212 amino acids.
AUGACAGGCGACAACACCAUCCACAACAAGAACGAAAACAGUACCGACCACAAGGGCGACAACCAGAAGACCAACAAGAUCGACAACGAGAAGAACAAGAGCAACAACGAGAAGAACAAGAGCAACAACGAAAACAACAACACGUGCGACAACAAAAAGGACGACAACAGCGACAACAAGAACAACAAAACCGACAACAAAGGCGACAACCAGAAGCACCACCAGAGCGACCAUACCCCCGACAACAACAACCUCGACGGCAAGAACAACGAGAACUACAACAAGAGUGACAACGAGAAGACCAACACGUGCGACAACGAGAAGAACAACACGUGCGACAACAAGAACAACAACAGCGACAACAAAGGCAACAACAACGGCAACAACAAAGGCGACUACUACAACACAACCAAAGAAUACGAUGCUUACAACGACCUGAACACUACCGCCGGUCAAGACGCGGUCAAGGACUUCUGGAGUUUCAAACUGCGCCACUAUGGCCUCCUCAAGUUCCGCGUGCACGACGCCUUGAUUGACCGCGCAACUGCCGAAGACUACGUAAAGCUGCUGAAGGACACAGAACGCCCAACAAUCCGACACUAUCGAAUAGAAAAUCCCGAUGGGCAAAAUGCGCAAUAG